AGCGAACGCAGCAAAAUGAGCGGCGAGGGCGACUACAACUUCAGACGGGUGGCGAUCCGGCGUAAGUCCAACCCCUCCUACCUGCCGCCUGGGACCCCCCGGCCGUGGAGUCGGCCCUCGUCGCACCUGGAAUGGGUCGAGACGGCCACGUUCAGGGGCCAGGCCCCCGCAGACGCCCCAGGCAGCAGUACCUGUCCAAAGAUCACUAUAGUUUCACCUUGCUUGACGAGCAGCACAACCACACUGAUUGAUCAGAAUGUAUCUGAUGAAGAGGCUCAGGGAAUAAAUGGGAAAACUCCAGCAAAACACUCAGCUGCAAGUCCAAAGCCACAAGUGCCUCCAAAGCCACUACACCUGCAGAAUUCACCUUCGUCCAAUAUACACCAAACCCCCAGGCAUAAAGCUUUAUCUAGUGCAAAACCAAGGAUGGAGGAAGUUAAACCUGCCUCUGCUUCUUGUGUCUCAAAAGAAAAACCCAGUAAGAUAUCAGAUCUCAUCAGUCGCUUUGAAGGAGGCAGCUCAUUAUCAAAUUACAGUGAUUUGAAAAAAGAUUCUGCUGUGAACCUAAAUGCGCCUAGAACCCCAGGAAGGCAUGGAUUGACAACCACACCUCAGCAAAAACUCCUCUCCCAACACUCACCACAGAAGCAGGGAAAUGAUACAGGUCAAUCUCAGGGUGCACAGACUUGUGUGGCUAACGGUAUGGUAGCAGCACAAAACCAGAUGGAAUGUGAGGAGGAUAAAGCGGCCACUCUUAGCCCAGAUACUCCUAUUCAAACUUCUGAACCCUUGCCCGAUACAAACUUAGUGAAUGGAGAAAGACAGGAAACAGCCACAGACCCUGCAUCCCCCCCAACAGAUGACUGUGAUGAAAAUGCUUCUGACAGUAGCUGCAGGACUUUACGUGUCGGCCCAGUGCUCCCCCUGGAAGAAGGAAGAGCAGACACAGAAGCCAAGGUACAAGAGAGGGAAGAUGGAGAAAGUCCCCUAGAACUGGAACAGCUGGACCAGCACCAAGAGGUGAAGGAGACUAAUGAGCAAAAACUUCACAAAAUAGCCAAUGAACUUUUGCUUACAGAAAGAGCUUACGUCAGCCGACUUGACCUCUUAGAUCAGGUAUUUUAUUGCAAACUACUGGAAGAAGCAAAUCGAGGCUCAUUUCCAGCAGAGAUGGUGAAUAAAAUCUUUUCUAAUAUUUCAUCAAUAAAUGCCUUCCAUAGUAAAUUCCUAUUGCCAGAGCUGGAGAAAAGAAUGCAAGAAUGGGAAACUACCCCUAGAAUUGGUGACAUCCUUCAGAAAUUGGCCCCAUUCCUUAAGAUGUAUGGAGAAUAUGUGAAGGGAUUUGAUAACGCAAUGGAAUUGGUUAAAAACAUGACAGAGCGUAUUCCCCAGUUCAAAUCAAUAAUUGAAGAAAUUCAGAAACAGAAGAUCUGUGGGAGCUUGACUUUGCAGCAUCACAUGCUAGAACCUGUUCAGCGGAUUCCCCGGUAUGAGAUGCUCCUUAAGGACUACCUAAGGAAAUUGCCCCCUGGUUCUCCGGACUGGAAUGAUGCUAAAAAGUCACUUGAAAUUAUAUCUACAGCAGCAAGUCAUUCUAAUAGUGCAAUAAGAAAAAUGGAGAACCUAAAGAAACUCUUAGAGAUUUAUGAAAUGUUGGGAGAAGAAGAAGACAUUGUAAAUCCUUCAAAUGAGCUAAUAAAAGAAGGACAGAUCCUCAAACUAGCUGCUCGGAACACAUCGGCACAAGAACGCUACCUUUUCUUAUUCAACAACAUGUUGCUGUACUGUGUGCCAAGAUUCAGCUUGGUGGGCUCUAAAUUCACAGUUCGAACCAGGGUUGGCAUUGAUGGAAUGAAAAUUGUAGAGACUCACAAUGAGGAAUAUCCACACACUUUCCAGGUAUCCGGGAAAGAGAGAACACUGGAACUGCAAGCCAGUUCUGAGCAAGACAAAGAAGAAUGGAUCAAGGCACUUCAAGAGACUAUUGAUGCUUUCCAUCAGAGGCAUGAAACCUUCAGAAAUGCAAUUGCCAAGGAUAAUGACAUUCACUCAGAGGUUUCUACUGCUGAGCUAGGAAAAAGAGCCCCAAGAUGGAUCCGAGAUAAUGAAGUUACAAUGUGUAUGAAAUGCAAGGAGCCUUUUAAUGCCCUGACAAGGAGAAGGCAUCAUUGUCGAGCAUGUGGACAUGUGGUUUGUUGGAAGUGUUCUGAUUAUAAAGCUCAACUUGAGUAUGAUGGUGGUAAAUUGAGCAAAGUUUGUAAAGACUGUUAUCAGAUAAUAAGUGGAUUCACAGACAGUGAAGAAAAGAAAAGAAAAGGAAUUUUAGAGAUUGAAUCUGCAGAAGUAUCUGGAAACAGCGUGGUGUGCAGUUUUCUUCAAUAUAUGGAAAAGUCAAAACCUUGGCAGAAAGCUUGGUGUGUGAUCCCCAAACAAGACCCUCUUGUGCUGUACAUGUAUGGUGCCCCCCAGGAUGUCAGAGCCCAGGCCACCAUUCCACUCCUGGGCUACAUUGUGGAUGAUAUGCCGAGGAGUGCAGACCUGCCACACAGUUUCAAACUGACCCAGUCCAAGUCUGUGCACAGCUUUGCUGCAGACAGUGAGGAACUGAAACAGAAGUGGCUGAAAAUCAUCCUUUUAGCUGUCACAGGUGAGACGCCAGAUGGUCCUAGUAAGCAUCCAGCCACUUUGGACGAUCAUCCUGAACCUAAGAGAAAAUCAGAAUGCUGAGUUCCAGGGCCUACUGCGGUAUGGAGGGGGGUCUCAAGAUUUACAGCUCAAGACAUUCUCAGCUCUCUUUAUUCAUCUCUUAGCACUUUAUGUUGAAAAAUACAGGCUCAUAAAUGCAUCUUUGGGGGGACUAUUUUCCUAUGUUUAUGUACUCUUACUGAAAUUAAUGUGUAGAGCCAUUCUACCCAUAAAGUUUGAAAUAAUGUGAAAAAUGGAGCAUUUUUUAAUGAGCUAUUCCUUGAAUAUGUACUUUUGUCUUGGAAAGAACUGGUAUCAAUUCUAUCACUUCAGGUUAGAAAAGGCUACUUUCAUUUAAGAAAUCCUUUAAUGUCUUCACUUACACAUGUAGGAUUUAUAACAGUUUGAAAGAUAUACCUCCAUGUUGCCAA
Molecule: messenger RNA, 3116 nt
Organism: Mesoplodon densirostris (Blainville's beaked whale)
Lineage: Eukaryota; Metazoa; Chordata; Mammalia; Artiodactyla; Ziphiidae
Gene: FGD4
Product: FYVE, RhoGEF and PH domain containing 4
Exons: 17
Coding region: 16-2727 (903 amino acids)
Biological process (GO): cytoskeleton organization; filopodium assembly
Cellular component (GO): cytoplasm
Molecular function (GO): guanyl-nucleotide exchange factor activity; metal ion binding
Source: RefSeq, a predicted model, not a curated record